CAGAAGAAGAAAUGUGGGCUUGUGUGUUUCUAGUUUGUGUGGCGGGUGUGUUUGGUGUUGGUGCAGAUGAAGUGACGUCAGUGAUGGAGGGAAAUUCUGUCACUCUACACACUGGUCUUAAACACAUUCAGAUACAUGAUCGCUUACUGUGGAUUUUUGAAUUUGCGGACACUCUUAUAGCGGAAAUCCACGCACAGAAUGUUUCAAUUUUUAAUAAAGAAGGUAUAUUUAAAGAUCGUCUAGAGAUGAACAAUCAGACUGGAUCUCUCACCAUCACAAACAUCACAACUGAACACUCAGGACUUUAUCAACUACGGAUCAGUAGGAACAUGAUUUCAGACAUUAGUUUUAAUUUGAUUGUCUAUGCUCAUCUACCUCCUCCUGUCAUCAUCAGAAACUCUUCUCAAUGUUCUUCAUCAUCAGAAAGAUCUUCAGUGUCAAAAUGUGUGUUGUUGUGUUCAGUGAUGAAUGUGACACAUGUGAGUCUCUCCUGGUACAAAGGAAACAGUUUAUUGUCCAGCAUCAGUGUGUCUGAUCUCAACAUCAUACUCUCUCUACCUCUGGAGGUGGAAUAUCAGGAUACAAACACAUACAGAUGUGUCGUCAACAACACCAUCUCAAACCACACACAACAUCUAGACAUCAAUAAACUCUGUGGGUCAUGUUCAGCGUUCAUGCAGAAGCCACACUGGGUGGGAAUCACAGUUUUUCUGGUAAUGCUGGUUGUGGCGACUGCAGCUCUGAGUGUAAUGUUCCUUCUCUACAGCAGGAAAACUAGAACAGUUCAGACUCAUGAUGAGGAAGAGAUUCAUUAUGCAGAUACAACAUUUAGUGCACGCCAUAGUGAGAUUCCGAAAGAUGCCCACACAUUGUACUCAAGUGUUCCUUUGAGUUGA
Triplophysa dalaica is the source of this 896-nucleotide messenger RNA. RefSeq lists its product as uncharacterized. Lineage: Eukaryota; Metazoa; Chordata; Actinopteri; Cypriniformes; Nemacheilidae. The transcript has 8 exons. The record is from RefSeq and is a predicted model, not a curated record. Bases 12 to 896 code for a protein of 294 amino acids.